AACAGUAGAAAACACCAUCCAUGCAGUGAAGGUGGUGUUUUAUUGCAGGCUUCCAAAACAUCUCAAUCCCUUUUAAAAAAUAUUAAUUUAAAAUGUUUGGCAAUACUUUUGAGCAACCGGCUGUAUCAUUGAUAUAUUGAUGAGUAUUGAUGUUUAGAUUUUCCUGCUUUUUCCUUGACAUUUCUCUCGUAUCUACAGUUUCGUUUCACAAGCUUUGAUUUAUGUUAUAAAUUCUGAAACACGUAUUCUUAAGUAUUUGGGCGAGCCAGUAAAUUUACAUCCCCACCAUGUCUGAUACAACAGAUCUAAAUCUGUUAAUGGAAAUGGGUUUUUCUGCAGCAAAAGCAGAGAAAGCAUUAAGUGCGACUGGUAAUAAAGGAGUUGAAGCUGCAAUGGAAUGGUUGAUAAUUCAUGCAGAAGAAAUGGAGACAGAAGAAAGUGGUGCUGCCGCUGAAAGUGAGAAAGCACCUGAAACUGAAACGGAUGCUGCUGAAGAAACAAUUGAAUUAAAUGAAGAAUCAGUUCCUCAACCAAAAUCGAUCAAAUGUGAUGAGUGCAACAAAAAAUUUCGCACUGAUUCAGAAAUUGAGUUUCAUGCUGUUAAAACUGGUCAUCAAAAAUUUUCUCAGUCUGCUGAAGAAAUUAAACCUUUAUCUGAAGAAGAAAAGCGUGAACAAGUUAAAAACAUUCAUCCAGAAAUUUCUUUGCCAAAAUCCGGCUUGUUAGAAGUUUUGAUUAAGCAACGGCGAGCAGAAAAAGCUGAGAAAGAGAAAAAAGAAGCUCUGGAGAAAGAAAAAACUAGAAGGAAGACAGGACAAGAAAUAACUCAUGUUAGACAAAAGAUUCAAGAAGAUGAAAUGAAACGCUUAGCUGAAUUAAAAAGACAAGAGAAAUUAGAAGCAAAAAUCGCUAGACAAAAAGUAUUAGAACAAAUCGAAAGAGACAAGCAGGCAAGGAGAGAGAAGUUUGGAAUGCCUAACCCUAAUACAUCCACUCCAAGUGCUCCUUCUGCACCUGCUCCUGUUCCUGUUGCUCCUAGUAUCUCAUAUGAUGAAUGCAAACUACAGAUUCGACUAACUAACGGACAAUGUUUGACCCAAACUUUUAAACCAAAUGAAGAAUUAGCUGCUGUCAGAUUAUAUGUUGAGAUGAACAGAACAGAUGGCGAUGGCCCAUUUACACUCAUGACUAAUUUUCCUAAGAAAGUUUUCACUUCUAGUGAUAUGAACUGUCCUUUGAGUGAAUUAGGUUUAGUGCCAUCAGCUGUUAUAAUUGUGAGCAAGAACGUUUGAUAGGUCUACAUUCUCUUUAACUGUCUUGUAAAACUUAUUCACAAUUCAUUACAAUAAUUUACUUUGUCUAUUUUUUCUAUUUAUUUGUAGCACUUUUUACAUUUUCUUUGGAAUUUGUAAGGAGUCAACUUUUUACAUUUCAACUCUGACUCAACUGGGAGAUCAAUUAUAUAUAUAAAUAUGUAAAAGUAAUAUAAGUAUGAAAUUUUUUUUAACAAAUUUAUAAUAUGCUGUGCCUUAAAAGAAGCAUGCUUUCUUAUUGUUUCAAUAUUUAAAUUAAUUCUUUUUGAAUUGUGAAAGUUAAUUUUUUAAUGCUUUUUUAAAAUUUGUAAUUCUAUUUCCCAUUACUUUUUUUAAGAUAACGAAUAACUUUAAAAAAAAAUUAUGUACUUUCUGUUGAUUAAAGUUGUUUAAUUAA
This is a messenger RNA of Parasteatoda tepidariorum (common house spider), 1710 nucleotides long. Its product is annotated as UBX domain-containing protein 1. Gene Ontology annotation, molecular function: K48-linked polyubiquitin modification-dependent protein binding. Gene Ontology annotation, cellular component: cytoplasm; nucleus. The record is from RefSeq and is a predicted model, not a curated record. NCBI's taxonomy places the organism in Eukaryota, Metazoa, Arthropoda, Arachnida, Araneae, Theridiidae. Gene Ontology annotation, biological process: negative regulation of protein K48-linked deubiquitination; negative regulation of proteasomal ubiquitin-dependent protein catabolic process; negative regulation of protein ubiquitination.